UUGUUAACUUUUUCUUCCUUGCUUUCAUCUUCCCCACCAUUUUAAAGAAUGUUAAAUCUACCUCUGGGACAAGUGUAAUACUGCCAUUAAUUUGUGUUUUUUUUUCAGGCCCAAGUGAAGCAUUAACCAUGGCUAAAGUAUAUACCCAGAGGCUUAGAUUCAAAGGAUGGACUCCGCUCUUGUUCCUAUUGAUCGUCCUUGGUUUUGGUCCGGUCGGAUCAGACACCCGUUCUUUGAGUCCUGAAUAUUUGAGUUCACUCUCAGUCAAUGACCAAAGAAACGUCCUCUUGAACAAUCUUAACAUUGACAAGAUAGAACUGAAUGUUUUUCAGCAGUUCGAAAAUGUUUUGAGGCUUAACCUUAGCCAUAACAGUUUAAUUUUCCUCCGUAAUGGAACGUUUCGAGGACUACAGAAGAUGCAGGUCUUGGACCUACACAGAAACAAGAUCAGUACCAUUAGAUCGGGAGCAUUUUCAGAUCUGUCGGAAUUAACAAGCCUUGAUUUGAGGAACAAUGACCUGACAUCGUUAUCCGACUGGUUGAGGACAUCGCGUCUGGGAAAUCUGAGAAAACUUUAUCUAGAUUUUAAUAACAUACCUCUCAUUGAACAUGGGGACUUUGAGGGUUUGUCUUCUCUCUGGUUUCUUCACCUCUCACGGAAUGGUAUUCGAGAAAAGGGGCACGGUGCCUUCUCUAGAUUAAAAGAAAUAUCUGUACUAAAUUUUUCUUAUUUUGAGCUUCUCCAUGAACUUGAUCUUAGUCAUAAUCAUCUGAGGGAGGUGAGCAGAAACCAGUUUCUUGGACUUCGUUACUUAAUCGAACUUGAUCUCCAGCACAACAACAUCAGUUCUCUUGCGGAAAAUGCAUGGGCAGGUAUGAUUAACUUAUUGAAACUACGUCUAUGUUACAAUAGGAUCACUAAUCUAAAAAAUUCUUCUUUCGCUGGUUUAGGUAAUGUAAAUGUACUGUUUAUUCGUUAUAAUUCCAUAAGCACCAUUCGAGACGACGCUUUCAAGGGUUUGGACAGUUUAGAAAAUCUCGACUUGACAAACAAUCGAAUCCAAAUUUUACGAUCUAGAAUAUUCAUGGAGCUUCAGAACAGUCUGAUUUACCUCCACUUAGAAGAGAACUUGAUCCAGGUCCUUUCACAUGACACAUUUUUUAAUUUGACAAACCUAAAGAGAUUGCACCUAAACAGCAAUGCGAUAGUCAGCAUCACCCCUGGUGCUUUUGCUCAAUUAAAGCAACUGCAAUUCUUAAAUCUGUCAGGAAAUGCGUUGGCGACGUUACCUGGAGAUAUCUUUCAGGCGACAAAUCAAGUCCAAAUAAUUGACUUAUCAGGAAAUGAUUUGACGAUAUUGCCGACGGGGCUCUUCUCGAAAACGUUGAAGCUCAAAGAGCUGGAUCUUAGGCGUAACUCUUUAAGGACUCUUCCGAAAAAGGUCUUUCCAUUAAGUAAUGUCGAUACCGUUAGGAUUGGCCUUGACCUGAAGCUGAGCGGGAAUAACCUCGAUUGCAACUGUUCGCUUGAGUGGUUUCGAUUAGGUAUCACAGCGAAUAGUGGGACUGGAACACGGGAAGAGGCUAAAUGCGAAUCACCUCCUAGCCUUCGUGGACGUUUUCUUUCCGACCUUGGCAAACCGUUGCCUUGCACUCAUGGGACUGAUGUCGGCAACACGACCCAUCUUCUGCCAGAUCCGUCUGAAAAUCGAACAUCAUUGAACGCUCUGAACGUUGUCCUCUUCGGCACUCUACCAACACUGGCUGUUGUUGUUGUUAUUGGGGCGAGUGUUUAUUUUGCGAUCAUCAAGAGGAGACGACUUUCUCAAGAAUUACCGCUUGAUCAUGGUAAUAUAAGGUCACCAGGGAACGCCGACUUGGAUGCCGAAGGUGUAAGAUCUUCUCUUAAUGCGGCCUCCACCUUUGUCAGGUUCAGCGAUGGUCACGUGGGUGAGAUUUCCAAUACUUCAAUAGAUGGAGAUUCUUUUAGUACGCUCGAUCACACAUACUACCAUCGAGAGAGGGAAGAACUGUCUGGAAACGAUGCAUCUUCAAUCGACUACGGUGUCCCAGGGAGGGUGGUGCACUUAUGCCGUGAGACACAAAGGAGUUGGCCUCUAUACCACAGCACUGACGCACAGGCGGGACAGGCAUCACCGAGACCGAUUAUUACGAGAACGUACUUCGGUGUAAAUAAUAACGUCUAA
This is a messenger RNA of Strongylocentrotus purpuratus (purple sea urchin), 2207 nucleotides long. RefSeq names its product insulin-like growth factor-binding protein complex acid labile subunit. Gene Ontology annotation, molecular function: protein binding. The coding region runs from base 129 to 2207 and encodes 692 amino acids. The transcript has a single exon. NCBI's taxonomy places the organism in Eukaryota, Metazoa, Echinodermata, Echinoidea, Camarodonta, Strongylocentrotidae. The record is from RefSeq and is a predicted model, not a curated record. Gene Ontology annotation, cellular component: extracellular matrix.